AUGGCGGAUGAGGAAAGGUGCAGCAAAAGAGAUGAGUACACAAAGGAUGGAACAGUGGAUCUGAAGGGCCGAGCAUGUCGUCGAGCAAAAGGAGGCAGAUGGGCUGCAUGUUCCUUCGUUCUCGUUUCUGAAGCUUUAGAGAGAUUAGCUUAUUAUGGCAUCGCAUCAAAUCUGAUUCUCUACCUUACAGAUGUGCUCCAUCAGGGCACUGUAACAUCUUCAAAUAAUGUUACGAACUGGAUGGGAACUGUAAUGAUGACACCUAUUUUAGCUGCAUUCAUUGCAGACGCUUAUCUUGGCCGAUACUGGACUUGCAUAAUCUCCUUUGUCAUCUACUUCCUGGGCAUGAGCCUUCUGAUCCUGACAGCCUCGCUCCCCGCUCUCCGACCACCGCCCUGUCAUUCAUCCAAAGAUGAAGGCUGCAAAAAUCUGACGCAGCGGUUUCAGAUAACCCUCUUCUAUUCCGCGCUCUAUACAAUUGCUUUUGGGGUGGCAGGAUCGAAGGCCAACUGCGUGGCCUUAGGCGCAGAACAAUUUGAUAAUUUUGAACCCAAGGAACGAGCCCAAAAGAUGUCAUUUUUUAACUGGAGGGCCUUCGCCAUCUCCCUUGGGAACCUCUUCGCCACCAUCGUGCUCAUCUAUAUCGAGAGUAAUGUGAGCUGGUUACUUGGAUAUGCCAUAGCAGGAGCAGCUUUGGCAAUUUCGAUACUGGUCUUCAUUCUUGGCACUCCUCUGUACAGGCACAAGGUUCCUUCUGGUAGCCCCUUCACCAGAAUAGCACAAGUCUUGGUGGCAGCAACAAGAAAAUGGCGGGUACCCCUUCCCGAUCAAGAUUCCAUUAAUGAUCUCCAUGAACUGGACUCAGAGCUGCAUUUGAAGCAAAAUAAGAGCAGAAAUAAUCAGACAAUAUUUUCAUCAAUUCUAAAAUUUUUUGACAAAGCCGCUGUAAAAACUAACAGCAGCAGCAGCAGCAGCUCCUCAGAUAGUCCGUGGAUGUUUUGUCCCUUUUCUCAGGUGGAGGAAACGAAGCAAAUCAUCAGGUUAUUCCCAAUGUUUAUCAUUACGAUUAUGCCGAGUGUGAUGGUGGCUCAGGUGCUCACUCUAUUCAUCAAACAAGGAACCACCUUGGAUCAAAACCUGACCGGGCUUCACUUCAAAUUACCUCCAGCCAAUCUCUCUGCAGUCUUCGUCCUCUCCAUCUUAGUAGGCGCGGCAGCCUACGAUCGAUUCUUCGUGCCAGUGGCCAGAAAGCAUACCAACAAUCCUCGCGGUCUCACGUUCUUACAAAGGAUUGGAAUUGGCUUAGCCAUGCAUAUCAUUAUCAUGCUGGGCACAUCAUUAGUAGAGAGAUGGAGGUUGGGCAGAGCGAGAUCUCUUCAGCCUCCUCCAAAUAUUUUGAUCCUCCUUCCUCAGUUUGCAUUGAUGGGGAUAGCAGAAGUGUUUGUGGCGGUUGGUAAGAUGGAAUUCUUUUAUGAUCAAGCACCAGAAAGCAUGAAGAGUUUGGGCGCUUCAUUCUUCACUUCAAGCUUUGGCAUUGGGAACUUCAUCAGUACUUUCCUUCUUACAACGGUAACGAAGAUCACGGCAAGGGAUGGAGGAAAAGGAUGGGUUCAGGAUAAUUUGAAUUCAUCUCAUCUGGAUUACUACUACGCAUUUCUUGCUGGUUUGAAUGCCAUAAAUCUAAUGCUUUUCUUAAUUGUUUCAAAAAAUUAUGAUUAUAGAAGCGAUGAUGCAAAUUCUGCACUUGAUCAGGAUAAACAAGGCAGCUAA
This is a messenger RNA of Phalaenopsis equestris, 1770 nucleotides long. Its product is annotated as protein NRT1/ PTR FAMILY 5.2-like. The transcript is spliced from 3 exons. Gene Ontology annotation, biological process: transmembrane transport. Gene Ontology annotation, molecular function: transmembrane transporter activity. Gene Ontology annotation, cellular component: membrane. Bases 1 to 1770 code for a protein of 589 amino acids. Lineage: Eukaryota; Viridiplantae; Streptophyta; Magnoliopsida; Asparagales; Orchidaceae. The record is from RefSeq and is a predicted model, not a curated record.